ACCCACGACCAGGUUGCUACCAUGCUGUUCCUGCAAUCUUGGAUAUCAACUAUUUUGAUGUGCUUGCUGCCGACCUCAGCGAUGGCGAAUGUGGUAGGAGAGCAAGUUCAACGCGUGUUCGAAGCGUCCGGAGACAGCCACUGGCGCGUCUCUGUCUCCGACGAUUGGGAUGUUCUUGGACCGUUUCCCAUCCACGCGAGAGAGCAACAUCUAUUGUCACCAUCAUUCCCAAUCAACUUAACAGACCAGAUAGACUUCAAUGCGGCCUGGCCAUCAUCCUACGCAGACGGGGGUGCCGUAAGGUGGACAACCGUUCGUUUCAAAGGUGAUGGUGAACUGGAUGUAUCCUUCCCAAACAUACGGUGGGAAUCACUGCGAGCUACUGAGGGAUGGGCUGCGCUGCAGCAUCACUCGGUUCUACGAAGCACUGUGACUGUAUACCCGCCAUCUUCUACUAUGUCAGCACAUUCAAAUAGCCACCCGCGUCUCCUAGUAAACCUCGUGCAAGGCUCCUUCUUUACGGUAAUACCUCGCACAAAUGCUGAACACAGUUCGCCUUCGAUAGUGCCUCAAUGGCACGCGGGAAACGUCUACGACAUGAACAGAGCUCCACUCCAAGCUGUGUCGUUUCCGACUCCUCCGUCACGCAUAUCGCCUACCACCUAUGAUCUAUUCAUAAGUGGAGAUUACGAGAUCAGACUCUUCGGGGAUCCAUUAUACAAUGGAAACCGCCAUGGUGUCCCAGUUCUUUCCAUGUCGCUCAAAAUUGAGAUAGAGGAAGAACCGGCGCAACCUACGGUAGCUUUAAUGUCAUCGCAUGACGUUUCAUGCGACUUCAUUAACGGCUGGGCGUUCGGCGAUGCGUUGGGCAUAGGAGUGCGAAGCGUGUCUGGCUGGUGGACGGUCAAAAAAGUAUCGCUAGCUUCUCAUAUCGACGGGCUCGAACUGAUGCUGGUGAAUACAAUUCGCAUCGCGCCAACGCAAACCCGUAUCGUGCCAGUCAGAAUCACUCAGAAUGCCUCUGUCGCUCUCAUACAACUAUCUCUCGACCUACAUCUGGUUUCUGGUGGCGCUUCCGAAAUUUUGCGUGUCACUCUACCCGUUGUCCAUCAUGCGCUUUGGAACGCAACCGUCUACCCUACUGAUGGCAUCAAAGCAUCGUACUUUUUCGCAGCGACGAUGCCGACCGCAUUCAUCGUGAAACCCCCUCAGGAACUGAACUCUGGCGAGCCGCAUCCUCCGGUGUUGGCCCUUCAUGGUGCUGGGGUCGAUAUCAUAUCGAUGCCGUUCUGGAUACAGGCCCUUCCUCGUCAACGUCGCAGCUGGACGAUCGCGCCUACCGGCCGCACUGCCUGGGGUUUAGACUGGCAUGGUCCCAGUGCACAGGAUGCUUGGAGCACAGUGGACGCGUUAUACGGCAUCCUGCAGCACAAUCCAGCAUGGAGUGAGUAUUCUUUGUCGGAGAACACCCGUGUCCUAGUCCUGGGCCACUCCAACGGCGGUCAAGGUGCCUGGUUUUUGGCGUCGCGAUAUCCAGAUCGUAUUGUGGGAGUGGUCUCCGCUGCCGCAUAUAUCAAGUCGCAAGCAUACGUCCCACUUACCCAAUCUCGAGCGGCACACUACAUUGACCCCUCUAUGCGCGCGAUACUCGAAUCAUCACUUACACCCGACGACAACGACCUGUUUCUUUCAAACCUUGCUUACACACCUAUUUUAGCGAUUCACGGGGGAGACGAUGAGAACGUCCCUGUAUGGCACACUCGCGAAGCCGUGAGCGUCCUCAAGGCUUGGAACCCCGAUGCGAACGUGACUUAUAGAGAGGACUCAGGACAGUCGCACUGGUACCCAACAGUCUUCGAUAACAGUGACGUUCAAGGGCUUAUCCGCUCAAUAUUGGAGCAGGAGCCAGGUUCAUCUCAUCUGCCUCCACCUACGGAGCCUAGGUCCUUCACGCUGACUGUAUCAAUACCCGCUGAGAGCGGUUCAUUGCAUGGCUGGCGGAUUCGCAGCCUACUUGUACCUGGCCGACUGGCGAGGUUGACUGUAAGGAUGGAAGGCAUGAAGGUUAACGUGCAAACGUCUAAUGUCGCGACUUUCUCCGUCAAGAGUCUCCCUGAUGGUUCAGAGCUAAAUGUCGACGAAAGCCUCGUCGCAUGGACCGGCUCUGCCACGGCUGUGAUGCUGCACUUCUCAUAUCAGAGUGGAAUUUGGAAUGCAAGACAAUCUUCCAAUCUCGUACAAGACAUCAUUCAGCCUUCCGGUCGAUUGUCACGCAUCUUAACGACGUCUGCUCCUCUCACCAUCGUCAUCGACAACUACGAGUCUCCUCAUUUGCUGUCGGCUGCUCUACGAAUCGCCAAUAAUCUCGAUUUGUAUCACAAGAUAGAUGCCGAUAUCAUAGACGAUGAAGAGGCCUUGCGAAGACAGAGCUCCCGUUCAUUAGGCCGAGGCAAUAUCGUCGUGCUGGGUAGCUCAGAGAGCCAUUUCUUGGGAUCAGUUCUCGCUUCGAACAGGUCUCAAUUUAGUAUGCAUGAUGGAUCGCUACGACUGAAGGGUCGUCCGCUCAAUACAUCGGAGAAUACUGCCUUGUUUCUGCAUCCGCAUCCUUAUGACUCGGAUGCAUUGAUGCUAGUUAUUCACACGGAUGUGGAAAUCGGUUUGGAGAGAGCAUUACGACUUGUCCCAGUGCGCACCGGCAUAACAUCCCCAGAUUUCCUCAUCCUCGGCGACAUCUCAGACAUCGUAGCGGCUGCUGGCGUCUUAGUGGCUGGAGUCUGGGGAAAUGAUUGGCAAUGGAACGACGCCAUGUCUUACUUCUGA
This is a messenger RNA of Laetiporus sulphureus 93-53, 2820 nucleotides long. RefSeq lists its product as uncharacterized. Gene Ontology annotation, molecular function: serine-type peptidase activity. The coding region runs from base 22 to 2820 and encodes 932 amino acids. NCBI's taxonomy places the organism in Eukaryota, Fungi, Basidiomycota, Agaricomycetes, Polyporales, Laetiporaceae. The record is from RefSeq and is a predicted model, not a curated record. The transcript is spliced from 15 exons. Gene Ontology annotation, biological process: proteolysis.